Myxocyprinus asiaticus (Chinese sucker) is the source of this 8997-nucleotide messenger RNA. RefSeq names its product tripartite motif containing 33, like (gene trim33l). Gene Ontology annotation, molecular function: ubiquitin-protein transferase activity; zinc ion binding. Lineage: Eukaryota; Metazoa; Chordata; Actinopteri; Cypriniformes; Catostomidae. The coding region runs from base 5702 to 8812 and encodes 1036 amino acids. The record is from RefSeq and is a predicted model, not a curated record. Gene Ontology annotation, biological process: positive regulation of DNA-templated transcription. Gene Ontology annotation, cellular component: nucleoplasm; chromatin. The transcript is spliced from 16 exons.
ACAACAAGCUUAUAGCUAAUUAGCUAAUCACAUAGCUACUUUCAGUAACUACGUUUCCAUCCAUGGAUUUUUUGCGAAGAUUUUUAGCGCAUCAAAGUAAAGCUGAUGGAAAUGCAAAUUAUCUCUAAAAUUUCACGUGUCGACAUAUUUUUCCGUUUAACUCUAGUGCAUAAACUCUGUCGAUACAUCAAAUGUCGCGAAAAACUGGUUUGGAAACACUUUUUGUCGAGAAAAUUGGCAUUAACGCUAAAAUAUAGUGUCACAUGACAGAAUUGACCCCAAUCGUUAGCCUGUGUUAAUCAUGACGACAAGGUAUAGGAUCCUUGAAAGCCAAUUUAUUGUACGUGAUUAUGAACUGAUCUGAACGGCAUAAAGAUCCGGUCACUGCAAACGUGGCACUUCCAGGAGUGCCAACACAAAUAUCUCGUAUCAUGCACAUCAACAAGUGCACGGAGAAUAAAUGAACUCUUUGUGGUUAAUUUAAUCAUGGUAGACAUCCAUUUAUUUAUUAAAGUUGCUUUUACACACCAUUCAAAAUAAUAGACGGCAGUCACGGAAUUAGCCCACAAUACAAAAAACAUAUCAUUUCUGUGCACAAAGAGGUUUUAAAUUAAAAAUAAAUACACAACACUAGAUGAAAAGCUUCAGUGUGCUUUUUUGGAACACUAACAUAGCCAACAUAACUAUCAGAACUAUUUGUCCAAUGAGUUUACUUUCAAACGAGCUUUUGAACCUUUUAAAAUUUUUACAUAUUUUAAAUCUAACCCUCUUUACCUCGGAUCUCAUUUGCUGAUCUUCUUCAGAAAAUGUAAAUUGCAUUAUGACGCUAAAAUUAAUUUUAGAUGACAAUCAAGUUCAGUUGGUCGUUAAAAGUUGCUGGACAAAUAUGUGGGACAUAAUGCGGUUGUGAUGGCAAUGCUUUAGAUUAGAUGAUUGUUUAAAAUAGCCUAUUGAAUAUCAGGAAUGUAUCAUAUGUAAAUCCUGAUAUUACACCGAAUCAGUUUUUCUUUAAUAGCUGUGCGCACAGCAUAUACACAUCGAUGGAUGGUCCUUGUACUAAGACUGAAAAUGUCCCCACUACUUGGUGCAGGUUGCCAGCUUGAACAGGGCCAUGACGAUUCACUUUCGGGUCGGAACCGGUGGCAACCUGCGAUAGGCGCAACAUCAGGACCAAUAUUACAGUCCUAUCAGAAGGGCAACUGUUCCCUUUUGAUUGCAAUUCCUCGUCUUCUGAUUACAUUUAUUUGUGAAAUUAAAAUGAUAGUAAGCUGGUUAAUUUCAAUAAAUUGUCUCAGUACUCUCCCCGUUUUACCAAAACUUCAGAGGAAAAAAAAUGGGGACAUCUGAGAGGCGAAUUAGCCUAAACACACAUUUCUGUAUGGAAACGGCUUAAGGGCAGAUUUAUUUUGCGAUAACCAAAACUUAUGUGACAAAGUGUUUCUUUAGGCAUGACGUCAUCACGCACACAUUUGUAUCGAUAAAAGGCCAUUUGAAUGGAGACAGGCAGAAGAUGGCAAAUUUCGCAAAUUUUUUUUACGGAUUUUCACUUUGUCGAUAACAAAAUAGCGCGAAAAGUGGAUGGAAACUAGGCUAUUGUCAGCCGAGUGGAAGCUAAUGAGUAAACUUGUAUUCACCAAACUGUUUUGUUCAGGAUUCACAGUUUGGUACCCCCUUCAACUGAACAAUUCCAGUCGUUGCAUUUAUAAAAUGUAAUAUUUAAAAGUCUGGUUUUCCACCGUUGAAAGUUUCCCCUGAACUUGUAUAUCAGAAUACGGUGCAACACCGCUGCUUAUCUUGACUCAGCAGUAUUAAUAUAGUCAGCAUUUGACUGAUACUAAACAGUACUGAUGUUUAUUUAGCUAUUUAUUGUAUUUAUAUUUAUUCUUUAUUUUCUCAGUGUUCAUUUCUAGAAUUUGUUGACAAUGUAUAAUAAUAAUGUCAAAUAUUCUUUGAUAAAAAAUAUUUAAGAAAUCAGCCUUCUGAGUACCUUUUGCAUAGUCAUAUUGGUGCAAAAUCGUUGAAAAAUCCACAUAGAAAAGAUCUGUUUUCAUUCCAGCUCAAAAAUUAAAUAUAUCGGCCACCAUAUCGGUAAUCGGUGAAUUUUCCCUCUCUAAAAUUGGUAUCGGUCUCAAAAAUCCCAUAUCGGUCGGGCUCUAGAUAUAUAUUAUAGAUAUAGGAUAGACAGAUAUGAGAUCAAGCUUUUGACACUUAGGACAAUUGAGUGACUUGUUCACAACUAUUACACAAGGUGAAAACAUUCACUGAUGCUCAAAAAGACAACAAACUACUAUAUGCAUACUAUACUUUACAAAUAAUUAUAUAAUGUAGAUUGUGAAGAGCAGUACUAAAUAAAAAAAAAAUCAUAUCUCUUAUAUUUGUAUAAAUUAGGUCAUGCAAACUUAUCUUCUCAACAGUGUACUGUAUACUGUUUAUUAAACAUAAGAUUAAUGGGCUAUCAGCUGUCUUCUGCUUUAUAUCUCGUUUCUGAACAGCAAUCUAAAUCGAGCAGUUCUGUGAUUUGGCAACUAAAAACAGCCUUUUGGCUCCUUAAUGUUUCAGUUUAGGAACCAAUGGCUCCUUAAUGAUUUUUUUUAGUCUGGAGCCCUGGUGAAACAGCAUAUUCAAUCAUGCGUCAGAAUAUGCCUACAUCCCUGAUGGUGAUGUGCAAAACUACCAAUUUUUAUAAUUGACUGGUCAAAAAAAAAAAAAAAUAUUAUUUGGCUCUAUGUUCACAUGACCCCGAUCAGACACAUUUGAGAGGGAUAUAUGGAUGCUAAGCACAGCACUUCAACCUGGUAACUAGAGGAUAUUAAAGAAAUUAAUAUGCCUAAAUAACUAACAUUUUAUUGCACAAAACUAUCAAAGUAAGAAAUAAGAAGCGCUCCAAUACAGAGUGGCAUGAAACUGCUUUUGUGCUUCCUGAGCAGAGAAUGACACGCUUCAACCUAACCGGAGUGCUUCAGGCCGAUCCUUGCUGCACACAUUUUUUUUUUCCAAGAACCAUUUAAAUUAUUUCAUUAUAUUAUAGCACAUCGUCAUCCGGUGACUGAUUGUUUUUGAAGGGCUCUUAAAAAAGCAUGAAAUUGAUUUAUAUUUUUCCCUAUCUAUUCCCAUUGACGGGUGAUCAGUCACGUGACACCCGAUCCUGGAACUGAGCGCCCAUGAGCAAAGAUGGCAGCCUCCAUUUUGCUAGCUUUCUGGGAACUCUGUGCUAGCUGAGCACAGUCAUAGAGAUGAAUUGGGAUGCUAACUGAUAGCUCUCCAGGUAUUUUGUAGCUUCAUGGUGCCGCCUCGGAGGCUUUCUCUGGGCCAAUGUCUUUUGGCCCACCGAUUACCCUUGGGCUAAACGAGGCCAACCGGGGAUUGAGGCGGGUUCAAUGUCAAGGUUGUACUUCCUAGGUUGUGUAUCCAGUGCAAAAUGGUAGAGGUUCGGGAAAUAAAAAAAUGGGGGUACUAUACAAAUCCGUUAAAACGCCUAAUGGACAAAGUGGUGCCCAAAGAAAUUAAUUUCCAUGGUUCGGUGAACUUUCAUAGAUGUGCUGGGACAUCGUCCUGCUGUUAAUGGAUAGACCAUUCGGGACACCAUGUCAGUUACAGUCGGAGAGUUGUCAGCGCAAACUUAUGUUGCUGUUUACAUUUGGUAUAAACUCGAUAUUCUAGAUAACAUGAUACCUCAGCUUGAGCUCCCCUCUUGCAUGCGAAAUUGGCAGAGUGUGUGACGUUGGAGUAAUUGGCCCAGUAGUGGUAACGCAAAUAGAUUUUGGUCUUGCGGCUCGAGGACUGAGGCUGUUGGCCCCGGCUGGCCAGUUGGUAGCCCUAGCUCACACUGGCUCUAUAGGGGAAAACCGGCAAUUGUCUUGAAAUGUUUGGUUGAUGCAGCGCUUUGAUGGCUGUAACAGCAGUGGUGCAUAAAAAGAUGAAACCUAAAGCAUUAAAGAAACUAAACUUCUUGCAGAGGAUUUUACUGGGCUGAGUGUUAUUUACUAUUUAGCACGGCAAGCUAUAAUCAUGCAAAAACGCUCUCUGAGAAGUGGCGUCUCAAUUAAUUUGAGAAAUGCAUCUUCUAUUAAAACCACCUUCACUAAAAAAAUUAAUGUUUGUAGUCGACCCCACUAACUGACUUGUUGGUUGUUGGACAACUAGUCGAUUAGUCGACAAUGCUGGCACAUCCCUAAUCCCUACUAUAUAGUAUGCCAAAAGCAGUAUGAGUAGGAUGGCCCAGUCCUCAGUAUUCAUAAAACAGUAGGCAAGAAAUACUACAUCUGGCAUGUUUAUUACUUACUAUUUCAUAGAUAGGACAGUGGGUUUUUUUUCACUAAUAGUUGUGUGGAUUUGGCGUACUUGUACGCACAGGAAAAGGUAUAAUGAAAAAGUUCUGCAACAGAUGCGUAUGCACAUUAAUUUGUUCUUAAACUUGUUCUAAUGAUAAUGAAUAUGAUUAUCUAAUUUGAGGUUUUAAAGGCAACCUGAAUGUGUGCAGCUUCAAGAAAGCAAAUAUACAUCUUUGUUGUUGUUCAUAUUUUUCUUUAAUUCUUUAUAUAUUUACUCAUUGCUUUAUAUUCAGUUUCUAUAAAAAUGUUCUUACUAUCCUUCUUAUAUUGUUUCAUGCUUCUGUUAUGCAUUAUUAUUUCUGUUUAAUCUUAUGUUAUGCUGUAUUGUCUCCAAGUUAGAUAUGGGAAUUGUCUCCAUUUCAAGGUCUUCAACAUCACAGGACUAUGUUGUGAAGCAGUAAUUUCCAUUGCCUUUGCUUGGUAUAAUAACACUUGUUGAAUUUGUACUGGUCAGAUGAAGUCAGACUGAGCAUUGAGAAACAUGCAAUGCAACUAAGAUUAUUUAAUAAACUCUGUGCAUUUUUACCAUUACUUUGUCUCCUGGCAUCUGCUGUAUUCCCCUGCUGACUCUGCAUCCGGGUCAGGUUGGAAAACAUUAAUUCGUCAGAAUGGAUGAGCUAACAGAUGUAAUGAAUCUCCCUGUGCUUUUGCGAUGUUGUGCAGUACACAACAUGCUAAAACCAUCUGACAGACCUUUUUCUGGCAGUAUAGGAGUAUUCCACCAGCUGCACCCAAGCACAUCCAACAGAUUAGAGUAUGUUGCUUGUGCACUCUAUCACUUAGCGCACAGACAGAACCAGAACCCAGCUCAAGCUCUAAUGCACAAAAUGUUUGUUAUUUUGAAUUAAGACUGUAUACAAUGACUAUUUUAUAGGUGUUUGUAUGUAUGUAUGUAUGUAUUAUAUUAGGCCUUUUUAACGCAUCGAUAAUCAGAAAAUGUUCCCAAUAAUUAUUAAUCUAUAUCUGCAUUUUUUUCAGAUAUAAAUAGGGCUACUCGUUGCACAAUAGUCUUUGUCUCCUCAUACAUAUUUUUUAACACAACUUUGGUAAAGUGUGAGCAGCAGGGUAACUUAAAGGGGGUCACACACCAGACACGUCUGGCAAACUAACAUUUGAAAUGAUUUUCUAUGAAAGUACGCACACCACCGCUCUACAGUUACACCACGAACCUGCUGUAACGGAGUAACGUGGGCAAGGAGGAGGCGGGAACCGACUGAACAGUCAACUGUUCUGGGUGUGAAGAGAAUGAGGUUAGCGGAUGGUGUGUUCAGUGCGAGGAGGCCCUGUGUUUGGAUUGCGUGUCUGCCCAUCAUAGGGUAAAGGUGACCCGUGACCAUGAAGUCAUACCCAGAACUCCACCCACAGGUUGGAUGCAGAGAAGACGCUGUCCCUCGCACAAACAGGAGAGCUUGAAGUUCUUCUGUCUUGUCUGUAAUGAGCUUACCUGUAGAGACUGUCAGCUAAUCACCCAUAGAGGCCACAGUUUUAUGCAGGAGGAGGAAGCUGUGAGAUAUCAGAGACAACAACUGCAAAGUUUACUGGCGUCAAUCAAACAGCGCAAAGAGACAGUCAACACCAGUCUGCAGCGCCUAGAGACAAGAUUACGUGACAUUGAGGUGGUGAAGAUAGAAGCAAGGAAGAGGAUAACACAGGUGGUCCAUUCCAUUUAUCAGACUUUGAUUCUGAGAGCUAAGGAGAUCUUAAAUGAGAUUGAGGCUCUGUAUGCGGAAGAGGUGAAAAGUUUGAUGCUGCGGAAGAUAUCUCUAAACAGAAUAGAAGGCUCUCAGGACUACAUAACUGCUUUUAUUGACAAGAUCUUAAGCACAGAGGGCCAUUGCCUUCUGGUCCACAAAAAAAGAAUUGAGACCCAGGUGAAAAAGCUUUUGUCCCAGAAGACGUGCCCACCUGAGACCAUGAUUGAACUGCACCUUCAGUUUCAGAAAGAACUCCUUGAAAGCAUCAAGAAAUGGGGAUUGAUGAGGGUUAAAAAGGUUCCUGUUCCAUUUACCUGUUCGACAAUUGGUUCCAAUCCAUCUGUGUCUGAAAAAGAUUCAAAUCCUCCAUCAGAGAGAAUAAACUCUAAUUCUCCUGUAACUGCCAUUGAUGCAUCUGCCUCCUCAAGUUCCCUGCAGGAAAGUACCACUGCUCAGUCAAUCAGUCCUUCAUCUAAAACUCAUUCUAAGCCUCAUCUUCUACCAAAGAUGCUCAUUGCACGCCAAAUAAACAAUACCUCCCAGUCAGCCAACCCUGGGAAGACCUGGACCGUACACUAUUACCCUGCCAUGCAGGUCUCCAUCCAGACACCUAUGCAGACCCACGCAGUACCAACCAUACCAACCAACACCCAAACAUCCAUUCUUGCAAACCCAAUAUCAACCAACAAACAAACACCUGUACUCCUCCACCCAAUACUAGCCAACAACCAAAUAUCCGGACUUACUCAACCAAUACCAGCCAACAACCAAACUGCACUUAACCACCCAAACCCAGUUAAAAACCAAACCUCUUUACUCACCCAGGCAAUGCUAGCUAUACCAACUGCCACUCAAUCACCUGUACUCACCUGCCAAAUACCAGUCAACAACCAAACACCCAUACUCACUCACUCAGUACCAGUCAACAAACAAACACCUGUGCUCACCCACCUAAUACCAGCCAACAACCAAACACUUAAACUCAACCACCCAGUAUCAAACAUACCAAAUGACACACAAAAACUUGUUCUUAACCAUCCAAUGAUAACCAAUAUUCUGGGACACGUACGUACUUUUGCAACACAACCCAAUAGUCCCUUAACUAUUGCUUCAACAAGGAACAAUUCUCAUACCAGUGAUCUUUCCAAAUUGAAUCUCUCCAGUCCAGCCUGUAACACCAUACCAAGCACAACUAGUAAUUCUUCAAUUCCUUUAUACUCAACGCAGUCUGCUCCCAUUGGAGGCAAUGACACCUUCCAGAGUCAGAAAAUCCUCCACCAUAGCACAGACCCCAAGGCUAACCUCACUGUCAAGGCCUUGGCUGACUCUGCCUGUGAUCAAGAACCUGGUGUGAGCAGUACAAACUUCACAGAUAUGGAUCAUCCAGAGAUUAACUUGCCCACCUCCACUGUGCCAGAGAACGAUCCUGAAGAACCUUUACCAGCCAUUGAGAAAGAUACUGUCAACUCCGUUGUCCCAUCCAAUACUCAUCAGGCUCCUCUCACCACCACCAACUCCACAGAUGAAUGUUCUCUGGUACGAAGUUCCCACUCUCUGUUGAGAUCACCACCAAAGGGAGGCCAAGCUCAAACUAAGCAUUCAUCCACAGGGAACUACUCUAAACCAAAACGAUGGAGUGAUGGCAUGCCAACAAGUUUCAGACAACUUUUAGAGGGAACACACAGACCUUUUAGCUUGAUAGACAAUUUAAAUGCCAAAUCAGUGAAUUCAACUCCUUGUAGCACAUCAGAGGGCAUUGGAAGGGAGGUUACAACACAAGACAAGACUGUCCAAAGUGAUUUUUACCAGAUGAUGUCAAGAAAGGAAGAUGUGGAAUCUGCAGUGAUGCUAGAACACACGAAGCAAUUCAAGAGGUUUCUGCGUGUAACCCUGGUGCGCCUGCCCAUCUCUCUCCCUCCAUGUGGGCAGCCACUACCACAGUUCCGCCUUACUACAGAUUCCUUCGCAGACCACAUCUUAGUUCAAGAAACACAGGGGGGACAGAUUAAGCAGUUGUGGAGAUGGCAGGAAGAUCUAAUACAACCUAGAGCUUCACCUCUACCUAUAUCCCAAAAUAUCGACAGCCCCCUGGUGUCUGAAGUACAGUUCUGUGCUGUGUGCCAGUCGGCAGGAGCCGCACAUUUGUGUGCAAAAUGUGGACGUGCAUUUCACUCUGACUGUCACAUCCCUCCAAUUUUCAUAAUACCUUGUGAGGAAUGGAUGUGUUUGCUGUGUCAGGAUAUAAAUGAUGAGAACAUUGUGUAUGGCAGUAAGCAGAUGAUGUCCAGUCUGAGUCCGCAGGAUCAAAGAAAGUGUGAGAAGCUUCUCCUUAGUCUCCUGUGUGAUGAGAACAGGUGUCUGCUCUACAGUGCUACCAAGCAUCGCUCAAAAACGGCAGAAUUUGAUAUAGUUCUUGGCCGAUUCCUGGGGAAAAGGAAGCCUCCUUAUCGGACUGCUGCUGAACUGGUUUCAGAUGUGUGGACUCUUUUUGACAUCCUGAUAACAAAACCAGAGAGGAGGGACUUGGUUGUCAGACUGCAAACAUCUUUCCAGCAACAGCUGAAUGAGUCUUUUGGGAAGAGUCUCCAUGCUUCUCUCCUGAGAUACUCCAGUGAUUCCAAUGACAAGGAAUCAAGAAACACCUCAGAUACACAGACUGAAAAAGAGAAGCACAAAAAGACUUUAAAAAGGAUGAGACAGUUUUUCUCAACAAACUGUGGUACAGCAACAAAGAAACACUGCACUGAGAGAGAAGGUUGUGGGAACCCUACAGCUAAUGAUCACUAAAUGUAUAAACUGAAUGCAUGGUGCAUUGAAGUCUUAUUAGUUUUGAAGCCACAGUAAUACUUGCUGUAUAUAUCGUGUUCUCUUGUGAAGAAGAAACUAGUUAACUUUAUUUAUUAUUGUAAUUUAUAGUUUGUUUAUUUGUCUUUUAGGUACAAUACAUAUUAAAAAGAAUGUUUAGCUUCUUG